Molecule: messenger RNA, 2676 nt
Organism: Daktulosphaira vitifoliae (grape phylloxera)
Lineage: Eukaryota; Metazoa; Arthropoda; Insecta; Hemiptera; Phylloxeridae
Gene: YL-1
Product: vacuolar protein sorting-associated protein 72 homolog
Exons: 4
Coding region: 1746-2669 (307 amino acids)
Biological process (GO): chromatin remodeling; regulation of DNA-templated transcription
Cellular component (GO): nucleus
Molecular function (GO): ATP-dependent H2AZ histone chaperone activity
Source: RefSeq, a predicted model, not a curated record
AAAGAUUUACAUUCUGUCAUUCUGUUUCCAGUUUGUCAAGUUAACUGUUUUUUAGUAACAUACAGUGUGUGUCAAUAAGUUGGAAAACGCCUGUUUUAUAUAGCCGUUUUUGAUUUUUUAAAUAUUUUUGAAUUUUUUUAUAGGGGUUAAUUGAUUACUUAAAUGACUCAUUUACGAUUAAAACAAUAAUACAGGAUAUUUCUUUUAACGCUAGCCACUAGAUUUCUUUUAAAAUAAUGAUUUUUUUAAAAUGUUAUUUGGAUUUUAUUAGUUACAUAUUUAUAGCCUACAUAAUACCUUGGUCAAUUAUUGGUUUUUCAAUAAAGUAUGCAGUCGGUAAAGUAUUGUCUAAAGUAUUAUUAAUAAAUAUAUCGCGAUCAUCUAAUUUUCAAAGUCAUUCCAAUAUAACUUUAUAUAACUAAAAAUAUCAACAUUCACUAUUUUAUUACAAUUGAAAUUUUUUAAUACAUUUCUCUUUAUUACUGGCAUUGAGGUGAAUUUUUCAAAACUAUGGCGCUGAUAGCUUCAAUUAAAUAUAUUUUAUGAUCUUUAAACGUAUCGUUUAGUAAAAUCGUGGCCAGUAAUAAAAAAACAAAUACACGUCAGAGUAAAACUAGUAACUUUAGCUGCACAAGUACUAUAUGAGCUCUCUAGCUUGCACAAUCGAAUGUUGAUUUAAUCACUGGGACUACUAAAAAUUAUCUAAAUAUAACGAAAAAUCAUCCAACAUCUUGUUAGCGAUUUUCAAUUGGCCAUCGACAUUAUCAAAUAAAUUGAACCGUAUGUUUUCUAAAGAUAAUUUCAUUAGUUUUUGGUACAAAAAUUUUAACUUUUACUUGAAACUGUACCUUCAAGUUUUAAGAUGCGGUGUUCAUGCCAUGACAGUUACGGUCGUAUUGCCUGAUAAUUUUUUUCAGUAAUAAAUGUUUCAAGGUAUUAUUUUAUAAAACCUUUUAGUUUGCCUAAACACAUAGGCUGAUCACUGAUGUCGGGAAGGGUCGUUUUUGUCGGAAUGACAAUCCCAUUUAUUAACUCCAAUAUAAAUAACACUAAACUUUUUAUUUAAAAAAAAUUUAGAUGUAUUAAUAAGUUCAGUCGAGUUGGAAACUGAUGUUUCAAUUGCAUUUUGAAUUUGGUGAACUAGUAAAAAAUUCUACAUCUAUGCUGUAUACAUCUAGUUGCUUACGGUCUUUGACCCUUGUUAAUAUCAUUAAUUUUUGACAAUGUUUCGGCACAAGGCCUAUGAAUUAUACAUUAAUAAAUAAUACAUAAAUUUUGUAGUUAUCUCCUAUAUAUUAAAUCGGAAAUGAAAUGAAAUAAGUCAGGAAGGCCGGAUCGUAGGCUAGAAAAUUCCUUCCCGAACACUGCUAAACAAUACACAUUGGAUUUAUUAUUUUUUCGCAAUAUUUUCACAAAAUCUAGUGCGAAAAAAUGGUUUUAGCUAUGCUAGCUAGUACUAAUACUAAUUCAAUACAACGAAAUAUUUUAGGUAAAAAUGUGGCACCCUCUAGCGGUGGAUAGUUACAAUAUUCAAUCGGUAACCGAUAGUAACUACCAGUGUUUGUAUGUGAUAAGAAAUUACUCCAAAGGGAAUUACUUACUUCAAGUCAUUUUCAUUUUUGUAUAUAUAAAGAAGUAUAGUCGAUGAAUCGCAUUUAUGAAAGUAGUGACUAAUUUUUAAUUGACAUAAUUAAAGAAGAUCUAGAAUAUCAUUGACAAUUAUUUCUACUAUAAAGUUUUAAAUUAUGGCUGCUACUAGAGAACGUCGAGCUAAUGCAGGUAAUAAAUUAGCACGUUUGUUAGAUGAGGAAGAAGAAGAUGAUUUCUAUAAAACUACAUAUGGAGGCUUUGAAGAAGAGGAGCAAGAUAACGAUUUUCAAUUUGUAGACGAUGAUGCUCCUGAUGAAGUUGAUUCGGACUUUAGUAUUGAUGAAAAUGAUGAAGUAAUAUCUGAUAAUGAAGAUGAUGAAAAGCCUCAAAAAAAAAUUAACAGAUACCAAGAGCCAAAAGCUCCCAAACCAGUUCUGCCAAAAGAGUCUUUGAAAAGGAAACGUUCUCGAACUGAAAAAGUUGCUGAAACCUCUUAUGAACGUAAAUCUAUAAGACAAUCUACUGCAGUGAAGUCUAAAGAAACUAUAGAACGUAUAAAAGAACGACGGCGUAAGAAAAAACGUGCAAAACCACCAACCCAAGAAGAAAUGCCUACUCAACAAGAGUUGUUAGAAGAAGCUAAAGAAACUGAGUUGGAAAAUUUAAAAUCUCUAGAAAAGUUUGAAAAAUUAGAGUUAGCUAAAAAACAAACACGUGUAAAACAACAUGUAUUUUACACGGCUACUAUUAAGUUUCGAAGCAGAGCAGUUCCUGCUCAAAUUUUAGAUGAAGAAACAAUUAAUAUUGAGACUGAUGAUCAAGAUGUGAAACGAGAUAAUCGAGAUUAUGUUGAAUGUACUACACUUACGGUUAAUGAUUAUGAAGAGGCUAAACGUUUAUUUCCAACUAAAUUGUCUGUACCUCCAAAACCACAUAGAAAAUGUUUAUUCACGGGAGAUUAUGCUAGAUAUGUUGAUCCUCUAACGGGACAUCCUUACAAAAAUCAAAAAAUAUUUUCUAUUUUGAGAUCUGUGUACUCUAUUCAUUUAGAUGAGGUACUUAAUCAAAAUCAAACUUAAAUAUUUA